AUGCCGCUGACAGCAUCUGAGCUUGGUCUGGCCUUGUCUCCUGCAGGUGCAAGGACACAUGAUAGUUCUGUUCAGAUGCUGGCCGAGCGAAUCAGUGGUCAGUUGACUACGGCCCUAGCAAGUAGCGUCGGGCAAGCAUUUUCCUACUUAAGAGCCGAGAUCCAUAACAGAAAGCUGUACGUCAUGUUUGAGCAGCUGUUGGCCUGCGACCCAAAGACAGACCACGAAGCACCAAAAGAUGUAUACCCCAUUUAUAGUGCCUCUAUCGAUACAGCGGAGCUUAUGAUCAUGGACCGCGGAAUGAAAGACAUGCGGGCCCGAUUGCAAGAUGGGAUCAGAGACCACCUUCUUGAGUACAUUAAGGUCCGUGACCACCUGGAGCUCCAGCAUGACAAAAUGAGCAGACAGAUUUACUCGCUGACACGCCGAAUUGGCGAGCUAACUGAAAUUCUUCAGGCCAUCCUAGUAGAGAAGGCCACGUCGACUAAGCGCAGUCAGUUGAAGAUCCAUGAGCUUAACAAUAUUAUCAGUGGGUAUGCUAGAUCGAACACAGCCUCUCAGAGUUAUGAUGCUGACUAUACGUUACUAAGAGAUACGUCCCUUUUAGCACAAGGUAGGGAGAAUGAGCAGUUCCAGCGAGAAAUCGAAAGCAAGAAUGUAACCAUUGCCGCUCUAAAGAGCAAGAUGCAACUCCUAAGCAAUCAACUAACUGAAGCAAAGGCACGAACACGCAGUAUCCUGACACGAUCUUUCUCCAGGCAGUCAUCAGAUGUUCACACAACCCGGCCUUAUCCCACUUCAGCUGGCUCCGAGCACGUCGACAGCGUUGCCUGUAGCACCGACCAAGAUUUUAUCGGAAGCACUAGCAUGAUACUGGGACUGAUGAGCACACCUCGUGGCGUACAAGAUCUCGGUAAAAUGUCACCUGAGAGCAAACCUGAGACCGAGAUACAGCUUCAGCACAGCGCAAACGAGCGAGACGGUUUCCUGGAUUCUAAAAGGCAAUCGUGUGUGCCACCCAUCUUCAAGUUCUCUAGUCCUAUUUUACGCAAGUGGCAAACUGAGCGACAAUCUAUAAAGCCUAGCAAUAUGGGCCUAGCUACGUUAUCAUCCAGUAAGGGCUUCAAACCUGAUAGCAGCCCACAAUGUGUAGAAGAUCGGCAAUCCCUUGAGCAACCUCUUGAACGGUCCUCUGUACCUCCGUUGCAGCUUGAUGCAUCCUCUUAUGUUCCUGACUGCCGGAGUGCUGGGGAGUUUACUUUACUGCAUAGCAACCCUCCACCUUCGAGUAAUAUUCUAACCCGUGCAUCCCUUCUCUCUCCACUGAUACCACAUACCAUGCGGGAGCUUUCUAUGAGAAUACAUUCACCGGUAAAGGAAGAUACCUUGUUUGAGAGGCCUGCUCCUACGCCCUUGGAUGACCUUUGUGAUCAGAAACUCUCUUCCUGCGAGUCUGAGGACAGUUCUUCCUUUGCUGUGGCUUGUGAGACUGUAAGCGAAGGAAAGACUCCUCUGAUGACAAGUUGCGGUGUCAGCAAAGAUCCUACCACCAGCCUACGUCCACAUUCCCGGCAGUCAGUUGACGUAAGCGAUAAAGCUGUUCAAACACUAAGUGGUGGCCUGUUCACAGCGGAGCAACUGUGGCAAAAUAUUGAUUUAGCACUAAACCUAUUUGCCAAAAGAUGGGUAGGUUCGCACUCAGACAUUACGUCCUGCCAAUCAAAAGCUAUACAGUGUUCUGGUGAAAUAUCUGACUGUGAGUCAUAUUCAUUUUACCCUGAAUCAAUCCGAACCAAUCCUAUUCUAUAUAUGCAAAAGGUUCGCCGGGUAUUGAAGAAAAAUAUCUUUGAGAACUACGCUCUCUCGCAAGCAAGGACACCAUAUAACGAAUACAACUAUGAAAACCCCAACUGUGAAGACUCUGAUGAUACUUUAAGUGACAUUCACAUUGAGAAAGUUCAAUACAGCAGCAUGCUUUACGAGCCUUCAAUAGUUCGGCCAACUAAGACAUCUGCACGGACUAUUUCGUCAUAUACCCCAUCUACUAGAAGAGCAGCCUCAGGCGCUCUCCUUUCCUCAGCAUCACCUCGACGUCCUCUCAUACGUAGCUCUUCCAGCGCACCUAAGUCCCAUGGUGUCAUGUCUGCUGGGAAAAGUUUUAGGCACUUACCAAAUAGCCCAAACGAAAGGCUUUCACCGAGGCGAAGUAACAAUUUCCUCUCUGCGCGCUCUCCAAUUCAUACCAUUGAGCACAUACAACGAUCUAAUACUUCAGCAUCUAAGCUGAUCAGUAAGCGGCCACUUCCACAAUUUAAUACAACUGGCAUAGUGGAGGCAGUUGUUGAGUCUAAGCCUGUUAAAUCCUUACCUCUUAAAAAUGGCCAAUGA
Messenger RNA from Giardia duodenalis, 2388 nucleotides. RefSeq lists its product as uncharacterized. The transcript has a single exon. The record is from RefSeq and is a predicted model, not a curated record. NCBI's taxonomy places the organism in Eukaryota, Fornicata, Diplomonadida, Hexamitidae. Bases 1 to 2388 code for a protein of 795 amino acids.